AUGCCCAGACGGCUACCGGUCAUGUCUGGUAACUUUGAUAACCCACGGGCGUCGGACGAAUCCCAAGAGUCGGCGGACCAAAUUAUUCGGGAUAUACUCGAUAAUACGCGGUCCCCUGAACAAGUCAGCCCCUCUGGUGAACUAUACAGAUUUUUCGAACGUUUCCACCGAGCUAGAGCCACGGACAAUCGGCCGCCUCAGCAGCAUUCCAGUUUGCAAGCCAUGUCUUCAGAGCCUGAUUUAGAGCGAAGGCGCAGGCUGCAAGCGCUUGAAACGUCACCACUAUUCACCCUACCGCCACCCCCAGUUAUGGAGCAGUCACCUAGACCGAGCCCUGCUUCGAGACUCGCUGCUCUGCGUCGUGGACGGCCUCGUAUUACCCCUAGUGAUCGGUACUUAGAUCGUCAACGAGCACUGGCGCAGAGCCGCAUUUCGCAUAAUGAAAAUGACUUCAGUGGACUUGCAGACCUACGGGAUGCGGGGCGCCAGUUGGAAGAGGCUAGCAAUUUUAUGUUACAGGAUGCCGGAAGACAAUUACAGGCAGCCAGCUCGGAUUUGAGAGCGCUGCUGGAUGAUCCGUUACCGCGCUUGUCUUCCCCGGCGCGUGACUCCGAAUAUCCUGGGGACGAGAACAACCGUCGAGUCAAACGACGCAGACUAGACUCGGACAGGCAGGAAUCUAGUUUUACGGGCUUUAGCUACGGAAGAUACGGCCAGGUCGAGCCGGGCAAGUUGAAGAUGGAAAUCGUCAGUUGUGAUGGAGGAAUAUUUGAAGAGGAACGGGACAGGGCCAAAUACGCCGCUGAAAAUGUUCUGCGGAAUGAUAGCACAGUUUACUGCACAAAAGCCAACCGAUGUAAUCUUGUUCUUCGACAUCAGGGAGGUACGGUCUUCUCCCUGAAGGAAUUGAUUAUCAAAGCUCCGCAUUCUGGCUAUACUGCACCUGUUCAAGAAGGAAUGGUCUUCAUCUCAAUGACUGCGGAUGAUCUUUUGACGAGAACUGCUCAAUAUCAAAUCCAGUAUUCUGCUGCCCGGCCUCGACGCCCAGAACCUGAGCGGUCACCGAGUGAACUUCCACCAAUCUUGUCCAUCCGCCACAACAGCGACGGCUCUAUGAGCAGAAGAGAGGCACAGGCCCGAGCCCACCGCCUAUAUCGUAUUGGUAUCCAAGACCAAGAAUGCGAUUACCGCACUGCGCAAAUCCCGUCCGAUUUCACCUCGAAUUCAUAUUCAACUCCAUUUCAAGUGAUUACAGAAUCCAGCGAUUCCGAAGAUGAAGAUACCACCAACCACUUACGACGCCACCGUUCGAUACAUCGUAUCAUGAACCUUCACUUCGAUGACACAUCCAGUAGCGAUGAUGAUGAUAACGAGCAAAAUAAUGAUAAUGCCUGGCAAGAUGACUAUAAUCCGGGACCGAGUCGUAGUCCCCCUCUUCGGCGUCGAGACACUGCAAGCAAUAUCACUCUUGCCGAAGCUGCUGAGGCAAGCCAGAUUGCAACGCAAGAAGCUGUCAGAGCCGUGGGAGGUGGAUUGAUGGCCCCGCAUGCGCGUUUUUUUAUCGAGAGGGAUAAGAGCAAAUGCACGGUCAAGUUCGACCCUCCUGUUAGUGGACGCUUUAUCUUGUUAAAGAUGUGGAGUCCACAUCACAGCCCGUCUGGAAAUAUUGAUAUUCAGACUGUGGUUGCGAAGGGGUUUGCGGGACCGAGAUACUUCCCUGCUCUUGAUUUACGGUGA
Molecule: messenger RNA, 1737 nt
Organism: Venustampulla echinocandica
Lineage: Eukaryota; Fungi; Ascomycota; Leotiomycetes; Helotiales; Pleuroascaceae
Exons: 3
Coding region: 1-1737 (578 amino acids)
Source: RefSeq, a predicted model, not a curated record